GCGGUGCGGCACCGGCAGGGACGCCUGCGCGCCUGGGCGCCCGGGGAGACGCGGGGCCUGGCGCCGGACACUGGAGGCUUCGUGCCCCGGAGCGCGUCGUCGCCUGGCUGGGCGCGCGAUGAAGCCCGCGGCCGCCCACGGCCUGCUCCUGAGCUGCCUCUGCCUGGCGCUGUGCUGCCGGGGCGGCGCGCGCGGGUCCCCCACGAGUGACAAUCAUGAGUGGAAAAAACUAAUUAUGGUUCACCACUGGCCUGUGACAGUGUGCAAGGAGGUGGAGAAGGACUGCAGAGACCCUCCGGAUUACUGGACCAUCCACGGAUUAUGGCCCGACAGAGCAGAAGAGUGUAACGGAUCGUGGCCCUUCAACUUCGAAGAGAUCAAGGACCUCCUGCCUGAAAUGAAGAUGUACUGGCCCGAUGUGAUCCACCCACUAAACCGCAGCCAUUUCUGGAAGCAUGAGUGGGAGAAGCACGGCACCUGUGCCGCUCAGCUCGACGCCCUCAACUCACAGAAGAAAUACUUCGGGGGAAGCCUGGGUCUUUAUGAGAAGCUGGAGCUUAACAGCAUACUCCAAAAAUUGGGAAUAAAGCCAUCUAUCAAUUACUACCAGAUUUCAGAUAUUAAAGACGCCCUUGCCAGCAUGUACGGAGUUGUACCAAAAGUCCAGUGUCUUCCACCAAAACAGGGGGAGGAGGUGCAGACGAUCGGUCAGAUCGAGCUCUGCUUCACCAAGGACCUGCGGCUGCGGAACUGCACGGAGCCGGGGGAGCUGGGGGAGUCCGGGAGGGCCUGGGGCCCGGGGCUGGAGGUCUGUGAGGACGGCCCGGCCUUCUACCCGCCCCCACCGCAGAGCGCUCGCUGACGCCCCCGGCCACCGGGACGUUAUUUCGAAAAGCUGGAGAGAGUCACAAACCGCUGCUUGUCAGAAAGCAGCCGCCAGGUGAACUGUUCUGUUAACAAGCGUCUCUACUGUACGGCUGUUCUGUGCUCCAUUUCCCCGCACGCCCAUGAGCUGACUUCAUGGCACCUGUGAGUCUGGGCCCAGCAUGGGUGCGCUGAGAGAAAGGAGGUCUCCCGCGCCCCGGUAAGGGCUUUGUGUUUGGAAUAAAGGAUGUGGAUUUUCUUUUUCCUUUA
Neogale vison (American mink) is the source of this 1134-nucleotide messenger RNA. It is a transcript of the gene RNASET2, whose product is annotated as ribonuclease T2. Lineage: Eukaryota; Metazoa; Chordata; Mammalia; Carnivora; Mustelidae. The transcript has 10 exons. Gene Ontology annotation, biological process: RNA catabolic process. The record is from RefSeq and is a predicted model, not a curated record. The coding region runs from base 119 to 862 and encodes 247 amino acids. Gene Ontology annotation, cellular component: extracellular region. Gene Ontology annotation, molecular function: ribonuclease T2 activity; RNA binding.